ACAGAAUCUCAGCCGAUGCUUUUUAUAUAUUAAAAAAGUAGAUUUCAGCAGAUUUGAUUUUCAAGACUCGGUUUUUUCCUUACACAUUUCAAAUUUUCUUUUAUUAUUAUUCACAUAUAUACAUACACAUACAUACAUAUAUUUAUAUAUAUAUAUAUAUAAGUGGGAAGAAAAAGGCGUGUGGUAUCAUAUCAUAUAUAUUUUGACACAGACAGAUUGACCACUAUAUUUGCAUUUUCUCACAAUACAUUUUCCUCCGCCAUUUAUAUAUGUGUGCUUGAGUUUUUUUUUUUUUUUUUUUUUUUUUUUCUAAAGCUGCUGUAAUAAAUUAAAUUAGAGAUUUUCUUGAUCUGGGUUGUUGAUAUUUUAAUAAAAAAAUGUCGAAAAAUGGAGUCUUUUCGAGAUUAAGGAGAUUGGAAAAAGUUGAAGGGGUGGAUGAAUAUGAAUAUGCAAACCCUAGCUGUGAUUCUGAUGAAGUUCAUGUUCUUGCUGUUGAUGAUAGCCUUGUUGACCGAAAAGUCAUUGAGAAGUUGCUCAAAAUCACUUCCUGCAAAGUGACUGCAGUUGAUAGUGGGAGGAGGGCUUUACAAUUUCUAGGGUUGGAUGAGGAGGAAACAGCCUCUGUUGGCUUUGAUGAUUUAAAGGUAGAUCUGAUAAUUACAGAUUAUUGCAUGCCUGGAAUGACUGGCUAUGAGUUGCUUAAGAAAAUCAAGGGGUCGUCUAUUUUUAGAGAAAUACCGGUUGUGAUUAUGUCGUCCGAAAACGUUUUGGCUAGGAUUGACAGUUGUUUGGAGGAAGGUGCCGAAGAUUUCAUAGUAAAGCCCGUAAAACUGGCGGAUGUCAAACGGUUGAAGAGAUGUAUGUUUGGCGAAGGCCGAAUCCCGAAACAAGAAAGAGCGUUCAACAAGAGAAAAUUACAACAAGACAGUCCCGAAAUUACGAACGCGCCAUCCCUUGACGAAAACGCCCUCUCAAGUCCAUCCCAUUCCUCCACUUCGUCGCCGUGUUCUCCAAGGUCAUUUUCGUCUUUACCAUCAACACCGUGUUCGCCUACUUCUCUCGACUCGCCUACUAGGCGCGUCAAAGUGAGCGACGAUAGUUGAAGUAUCCAUAUUAAAAAAAAAAAAAAAAAAAAAAAGAGAGUAGGAUUAUUAUUAUUAUUAUUAUUAUUAUUAUUUCCUUUUUUUUCUUUGGCUUGUCAAUUUUGUUCUUUUUGUUUUUCUUUUUACUCCUAUUGAUUAGAAAAGAAUGUCAAUACAAAAGUUUAAAGAAUUUAUUACACCCCAAAAAAAACCUUGUUAAGAAAGAAAUUUGGUGGGAAAAGAUAUUGUUAUUAAAUAUUAAGUAGAAAAUCUUUGAUGACAGAUGAUAGUGUGGGUUGGAAUUGAAUAAAAUUAGGAUUUAGAUUGA
Messenger RNA from Erythranthe guttata (spotted monkey flower), 1410 nucleotides. RefSeq names its product response regulator 4 (gene ARR4). NCBI's taxonomy places the organism in Eukaryota, Viridiplantae, Streptophyta, Magnoliopsida, Lamiales, Phrymaceae. The record is from RefSeq and is a predicted model, not a curated record. Gene Ontology annotation, biological process: cytokinin-activated signaling pathway; phosphorelay signal transduction system.